CCAAAUUGUGUAUGAGAGAGAGCGAAGAUGAUGGAAUUUGACGAAGACGAGGAAUUUCUCUCACAAGUGGCCGCUGCCGAGGCCGCAGCGCUUUCUUCGUCCAAGCGUCGCCGGAUCUCCACCACCGUAACUCCUACCUCCAUUUCCACCUCCGCCGCGAAUUCAUCGAAAAUCACCUCUACCGCCCUGCAAAACAGAAACAAUAGCACCGUCAGUCUCGGAGAAGGGGCAUACAUCGCGGCUCUAAAAGGCAGUAAAAGUCUCGAAUUCCAACAGCAAGCGAAAAUCUUUUCACCUUCUUCUGUACCACGCCAAAACUAUAACCCCUAUAGCACAAGCUAUCAGAGCAAUUCUUCGUUUCCGACCUCGGAUUCCGGCAAUACAUGCUUCAAGUGUGGUAAAUCUGGGCACUGGGCGCGCGAUUGCGAUGCCGGUCCGAUUAAUGAUGAAUACGGUUCCGCGAGUAUCCCUGAGAAGAAAUGUCCGUGUGGAUUAGGGAUUUGCAUCACCCUCACCGCCAACACUGACAAAAAUCGCGGUCGGAAGUUCUACAAAUGUCCUAGCAGACAGGAAAAUGGAGGUUGUGACUUCUUUGAGUGGUGUGACAAGCCUUCAGUUACUUAUAACACAGCCAUCCAAAACAACUCUGCUACAAAUUUUUCGAUCCCCGCGCUUUCAUGUCCAUGUGGUGCCGGUCCUUGCCGUGUUCUCACAGCAAAAACAGGGAACAAUAUUGGCCAGCAAUUCUAUCGCUGUCCAAGUCAGGAAAGCUGUGGUUUCUUCAAAUGGUGUAAUGAAAUCACAAACGCAGCUGGAUCAACAGAGUCACGGAAAGCUCCUCAGUUUUAUCAAAGCACGAAUAAUAUGUCCAACAAAAGUCAUAAUUCAGCUACUUGUUUCAAAUGUGGGAAAGAAGGGCACUGGGCUAAAGAUUGUGUGCAGUCUCCUACUGAUAGAGGUGGGAAAUUGAACAGCAUGUGCAACAAAAGCCAUAACUCUGCGACCUGUUUCAAAUGUGGGAAGGAAGGGCACUGGGGAAAAGAUUGUACACUCUCGUUUUCGCUGUCCUCUCCUGCUGAUGGAGGGGGGAAAUCCACCACUGUGACUACAUGCUUCAAGUGUGGCAAGCCUGGGCAUUGGGCAAACAACUGCACUUCUGUUGUUGCCAAAAGACAGCCUAGAUGCUAGAGCUAAGUAAGUAGUCUUCCUUGCACUUCCAAAUAACUGAGAAUCUCGAUUCCUUGAAUCAGCUGAUUCGCAUUUUGGUUGGAGGUUAAGUUGAAAACUUGCAACACAUUAUGUGAUGCAAAUUUUUCAUCCCCUCCGCGUACGUAUUAGUGUUUAUGCAGUAUUCAUUUAGUUUAUGAGGGAGCUCUGCAUUUUUUGAAGAUGCAAUCAGUGGCAUUUUUAUUUUGUGUCAUUUUCCCUGUGAACAUUGCUAUUUGGAGCAAGUAAUAUUAGCUUGUAAUGGAAGUGGAACAAAGUUCUUGGGGCCACAAUGAUGAGGUUAUUUUGGGG
Messenger RNA from Ipomoea nil (Japanese morning glory), 1518 nucleotides. Its product is annotated as DNA-binding protein HEXBP-like. The record is from RefSeq and is a predicted model, not a curated record. Lineage: Eukaryota; Viridiplantae; Streptophyta; Magnoliopsida; Solanales; Convolvulaceae. The transcript has 3 exons. The coding region runs from base 28 to 1188 and encodes 386 amino acids. Gene Ontology annotation, molecular function: nucleic acid binding; zinc ion binding.